This is a messenger RNA of Colletotrichum higginsianum IMI 349063, 720 nucleotides long. Its product is annotated as NLP1 protein. The record is from RefSeq and is a predicted model, not a curated record. The transcript is spliced from 2 exons. Bases 1 to 720 code for a protein of 239 amino acids. NCBI's taxonomy places the organism in Eukaryota, Fungi, Ascomycota, Sordariomycetes, Glomerellales, Glomerellaceae.
AUGGCCCCCUCGCUCUUCCGUCUCGCCUCGUGGCUCGCUGCCGCGGCCGGCACCGUCCUCGCCGCCCCCGUCGAGCGCCGCGGCGUCAUCGACCACGAUGCCGUCGUCGGCUUCAAGGAGACCGUCCCCUCGGGCACCGUCGGCAACUUGUACCUCAAGUACAAGCCCUACCUCAAGGUCGUGAACGGAUGCGUUCCCUUCCCCGCCGUCGACGCCGCCGGAAACACUGGUGCCGGCCUCAAGCCCACGGGCAGCUCCAACGGCGGCUGCUCCUCCAGCACCGGCCAGGUCUACGCCCGCGGCGCCGCCUACAACGGCGCCUACGCCAUCAUGUACUCGUACUACAUGCCCAAGGACUCGCCCGCGACCGGCCUGGGCCACACCCACGACUGGGAGAACAUUGUCGUCUGGCUCUCGGCCGCGUCCGAGUCCGCCACGGUCCUCGGCGUGUCCGUCUCGGCCCACGGCAACUACGACAAGAAGACGUCCGGCAUCAGCUACACCAGCACGACGCACCCGCGCGUCGGCUACCGCAGCAUCUUCCCCGUCAACCACCAGAUGAUCUUCACCAGCGACCAGGGCGGCCAGCAGCCCGUCAUCGCGUGGGAGUCGCUGCCCGCGGCCGCGCGCACCGCCCUGGAGAACACCGACUUUGGCAGCGCCAACGUGCCCAUGAAGGAGGGCAACUUUGUCAACAACCUCGGCAAGGCCGCGUUGUAA